Tachysurus vachellii is the source of this 677-nucleotide messenger RNA. RefSeq lists its product as uncharacterized. The record is from RefSeq and is a predicted model, not a curated record. The coding region runs from base 73 to 372 and encodes 99 amino acids. NCBI's taxonomy places the organism in Eukaryota, Metazoa, Chordata, Actinopteri, Siluriformes, Bagridae. The transcript has 3 exons.
AGAGACACAGAGAGAGAGAGAGAGAGAGAGAGAGAGAGAGAUAAAUACAACACACUUGACUCAUUUGUUUUAAUGUGUCCAGUAGAAAUGAGAGUCAACAUGCCUCUUCCCUGGUCCGUCAGCGUACUUCUCCUCAGCUCUGUUCUCGGAUUGCCUGUCGAUUAUAACAACACGGGAAACUCCACGAGCUCUGAUGAUUUGACAUUAAAGCCAUACAACAUCUCCCAUAAUCUAUCAACGACUAAUAGAAUUGCAGUAUCCUACUGUUAUUUACCCACAUGCAGCGUACAUAAGCUGGAUGAAAUCGUUCAUAAAGGAGAUGAAACCGCAGACAAGAAAACACAAGAUCCGUAUGGACCGGGCAAGAAAUGAGAAGCUGAAGCAAGGAUCUGAAGAAAUCAUCACUUACACUGCUAACGUGAACCUUGUAACCAUGAAAGUUCAGACGACACUAACCGCUGCAGACGUGAAUAGCCACUACAGCACCAGUCAAUCAUGAUUAUUCUUUUUAUUGUCAUUGGUUUAAUAAUGAAGAUUAGACAGGAGACUAAAAGAGACUGAUGGCAAAUGAGACGUUCAGUAGAAAGUUCUAGCAGGUUGCUUCUGGUCUGAAAAGUUAUAACAAGCUGAACAAAUCAGUCAAUGUAAAAAGAAUCUGAAAUAAAUUUUUAAAUGUU